This is a messenger RNA of Antechinus flavipes (yellow-footed antechinus), 1741 nucleotides long. Its product is annotated as zinc finger protein 501-like. Lineage: Eukaryota; Metazoa; Chordata; Mammalia; Dasyuromorphia; Dasyuridae. Gene Ontology annotation, molecular function: RNA polymerase II cis-regulatory region sequence-specific DNA binding; DNA-binding transcription factor activity, RNA polymerase II-specific. The transcript has 5 exons. Gene Ontology annotation, biological process: regulation of transcription by RNA polymerase II. Gene Ontology annotation, cellular component: nucleus. The coding region runs from base 1 to 1308 and encodes 435 amino acids. The record is from RefSeq and is a predicted model, not a curated record.
AUGGGGGAGGUGGGUGGUCGGGCAGCUGUGACUCUCAGUGAGAAGACAUCCCAGGACCUUUGGGAGGAGACCCUGAGCCUGAACUUGAAGGGAGACCAGCUCCUUCCAAUGUGGAGGACACUGGACAACAGCCCAGCUGCCAUAGGACCCAAACCUGAAUACAAAGAGAUGGCCUUGGACAUCUGGAGACCCUUGUCCCAGGAAUUGGUGACAAUCAAGGAUGUUGUGGUGGACUUCACUGAGGAGGAGUGGGGACUCCUGGACCCUUCUCAGAAGGAGCUGUACAAGGAGGUCAUGCUGGAGAAUGUCCAGAACCUACUGGCCCUGGCUACAGAAACUGCAUUCAUAGUAAAUGAGAUGAGUAAAAAGCUGGGAAUUUUUGUGGAAGAACACGACCUACAAAGAUUCAUGGAUGAUGGUCCCUUUGACUUCAAUUUGAAGGAAUUGCAUGAUUUUAUUCUCAAAGAAGAUAAAUAUCCAAAGAGUGAUUGUGAACACUCUGAUCUUGCUGGACAUAUGAGAAUACACACUGGAGUGAAACGUUUUAAAUGUAAUCAAUGUGGAAAGGCUUUCACACGGAGUGCCAAUCUUGCUGCACAUCAGAAAAUCCACACUGGGGAGAAACCUUUUAAAUGUAACCAGUGUGGAAAGGCCUUUAUGUCCAGCUCCAAUCUUGUUACACAUCAGAGAAUCCACACUGUAGAGAAACCUUUUAAAUGUAAUCAGUGUGCAAAGGCUUUUAUAUUCAACUCCGAUCUUGCUAGACAUCAGAGAAUCCACACUGGAGAAAAACCUUUUAAAUGUAAUCAGUGUGCAAAGGCUUUUAUAUCCAGGUCUGAUUUUGGUAGACAUCAGAGAAUCCACACUGGAGAGAAACCUUUUAAAUGUAAUCAGUGUGCAAAGACUUUCACACGCAGUGACAAUCUUACAGCCCAUCAGAAAAUCCACACUGGAGAGAAACCUUUUAAAUGUAAUCAGUGUGGAAAGGCCUUUCUAUCCAGCUCCAAUCUUGUUACACAUCAGAGACUCCACACUGGAGAGAAACCUUUUAAAUGUAAUCAAUGUGCAAAGACUUUCACACGCAGUGCCCGUCUUGCUGCACAUCAGAGAAUCCACACUGGAGUGAAACGUUUUAAAUGUAAUCAAUGUGGAAAGGCUUUCAAACGGAGUGCCCGUCUUGCUGCACAUCAGAGAAUCCACACUGGAGAGAAACCUUUUAAAUGUAAUCAGUGUGGAAAGGCCUUUAUAUCCAGCUCUCUUUUUGCUAGACAUCACAGAAUCCACACCGCAGUGAAACUUUUUUUUUGAUGACUGUUUUUUUUUUUUUUUUUCUAUUUUGAGUAGGACAGAUUAGCAGUGGGAAGUAUACGAGCCAGAGGAUUGUUCCUCCCCUGAUCCUCUAAUCUAAAAUAAUAAGGAAGGCAUUAUUAUAGUAAUGAUCCAUGCAAUAGAAGGACUGAGAAAGCCUUGAAAAAUGUUUUAUUAAAUCCAUUACAGCUCAAAAAAGAAAAUCGGGCUUUGCAGAUUUGUUUUUUGACAUAUUUUUAUAUUUUCUGUAAAUUUAAAAAGUUCAUUUGAUUUCAUUGUAUGAAUUUUAAAAUUAAAAAGGAAAUCAGAUAUUGAUGGUUUCCUGUUAUUUUCACCAGUGUUGAAGAUAGUAUUACAAAAAUUAUUCCAUGAAAUCAUAACAUUAUUUUCAUGACAUUCUCUAUCUUUUAAAUCUAGAUCUUGAAUCAAUAAU